GCAAGCACGAGCAAGCAGCAUGACGUCGCCGAUCAUUGACAUUGGCCUCAACCUCACCCACGGGCAAUUCCGCAAAGACCUCAAAGCAGUCCUGGACCGCGCCGUCGCGGCCAACGUCUCGACGCUCGUGGCCACGGGCACGGACCUCAAGGCGAGCCACGCCACGAUUGCGCUGAUUCGCCGCCUUCAGAAGGAGCGCAUAGGCGCCCGCCUUGUGUGCACUGUGGGCGUGCACCCGCACAACGCAUCGUCCACAUCGCCGGACCUCGUCGCGUCGCUCCGGUCGCUCAUGGAAGGCAACCGCGAUGUUGCCGUCGCUGUCGGCGAGUGUGGCCUCGACUUCAACCGCGACUUUUCGCCGCGCGACGUGCAGAUCGACGUGUUCCGAUCGCAGGUCGAGCUCGCGUGCGAGCUGGGGCUUCCGCUGUUCUGCCACGAGCGGGACGCCCACGACGACUUUGUACGUGUCUUGCUGCCGUUUCUCGAGACGGGGCGGCUCCGACCCGACCGCGUCGUCGUUCACUGCUUUACGGGCUCGGAGGCCGCGCUCAAGAAGUACGUCGGCUUUGGCUUUUACAUUGGCCUCACGGGCUUCAUUGCGAUGCCUGGUCGGGGCGCACACCUGCGCCCGCUCCUGCGCUCUAUCCCAAGCAAGCAGCUCAUGGUCGAGACCGAUGCGCCGUUCAUGCAUCCGUCGCAGAAGCGCGUGCGCUGUGAGCCCAGCGACAUUCACGCUGUCCUAAACACGAUUGCGGACGCAGUUGGCACGACGCCGGAGGUUGUGGCGGCGACAACGACCGCCAACGCUGUGCGGUUCUUCCAGCUGGCGCCAGCACCACCUGCACUUGCAGCCGUAGCAGCCCCCGUAUCGAUUGACGGUUCGCUGUACGAAGGCGGUGGCCAGAUCCUACGGCUGGCAGCCCCGCUCGCAGUGUUGUGCAAUGUGCCGUUGACAGUGCACUCGAUACGGCACAACCGCCCCAAGCCCGGGCUCGCGCGGCAGCAUCUCGGCGGCCUCGAGCUUCUGCAAACCAUCUCGCAGGCGUCGUUUGAGGGCCUCGCGCUGCUCUCAACGUCCGUGUCGCUGCGCCCGAGCGCCUCGCCGCCCACAGGCACGUCGUUUGCAAAGGAUCUACAAGGCGCGGGCAGCGUCUCGCUCGUGCUCCAAGGCGUCUUGCCAUUGCUGCUGUUAUCGCGCGCGACGCCGACAACGUUGAAGCUCCGAGGCGGCACGCACGUCCCGUUCAGCCCCCCGAUGGACUUUUGGACGUCGGGUCUGGCGCAGCCCCUCGCCAAAAUGGGCAUUUCCUACGAGAUUGCACUUGAAGCGUGCGGCUUCAUGCCACUCGGACGCGGCCACGUCACUGUGUCGGUCGCGCCUGUCUCGGUGAUCCAGCCGUUGCAGCUCACGACCAAGUCCCGCGAGAUCGCCCGGGUGCAGAGCCACGUGGUGGUGUACGCAGCCGGGGCGUCGGCGGCGACCGUGGAUGCCUGUCAUCACCACUUGAAGAUUGCGCUGACAACUGCGCUGGGGCCGCACCCCGUGAUCGAGAGCCAUGGGACGGUGCAGGCAUUCAAGGCCAAGGGCGGACCCAAGAUCGCGCUGCAUGUGACGGUCGAGACGACGCAUGGCAAUGUCUUUACGGGCAGCUGCAUUGCAGCGACAUCGGUGGCGAGUGCCGUCGACAGCGUCAUCGCUGAGCUGCGCCGCGGGUGGGACUCGGACGCGUGCGUCGACGAGCACAUUGCCGACAACCUGCUCGUGUACAUGGCGCUCGCGACCGGCGCGUCGGCGCUGCGGGUGCCGAGGACGACGUCGAGCCAGCACAUAGAGGCGGCGCUGCACGUCAUCCAGGCCAUGACCGGGGUACCAUUCACGAUAUUACCUGACGGCAACUCGCGCAUUCUGGCGUGCCCCGGGCGCCAACCACAGAAAACACACUGAGACAUUGUUCACUAGCAAACUCAAAACUCAAUAAUCAAAACUCAAAACUCAA
Saprolegnia diclina VS20 is the source of this 1997-nucleotide messenger RNA. RefSeq lists its product as hypothetical. Gene Ontology annotation, cellular component: nucleus. Gene Ontology annotation, molecular function: hydrolase activity, acting on ester bonds; RNA-3'-phosphate cyclase activity. The transcript has 2 exons. The record is from RefSeq and is a predicted model, not a curated record. The coding region runs from base 20 to 1945 and encodes 641 amino acids. Gene Ontology annotation, biological process: RNA processing. NCBI's taxonomy places the organism in Eukaryota, Oomycota, Saprolegniomycetes, Saprolegniales, Saprolegniaceae.